AUGCCCAUCCAAACGAAUGACCCAGCGCUCAAGGAUAUUGGAAAAAAAGAUGGGCUUACUGUAUGGAGGAUCAAUAAGUUCGAAUUGGAAAAGGUGCCUGAGACCGAUUAUGGAAUUUUCUACACUGGCGACACUUACAUCGCGUUGAAUCAAAAAUAUGAAGGCUGCUGGGAUGUUCACUUCUGGAUUGGCAAGAAUGCGUCGACGGAUGAGAUCGGAGUCGCUGCUAUCAAAACGGUGGAAAUCGAUGAUUCUCUCGGCGGGAUUCCAACGCAGCAUAGAGAGAUUCAGGACCACGAAUCUCCAUUGUUCCUCUCCUAUUUUCCAGAUGGAAUUCGAUACGCUUCUGGGGGCUAUGAAUCUGGAUAUCAUCACGUUGAAGAUUCGUUCAAGAACUUCAAGCCACGACUUUACCAUUGCAAAGGAAAACGCAACAUUCGGUGCACUGAAGUCGAGGUGUCGGUGAAGUCGCUCAACCGUGGAGACGUGUUUAUUCUUGAUUUGGGAAAAGACAUCUACGUUUGGCUUCCGCCAGACAGUGGAAGAUUGGAAAGAAUCAAGGGAAUGGCUCGCGCCAAGAACAUCGCUGACGUUGAAAGACAAGCUCAUUCAAAUGUUCACAUUCUUGAUGACGUUGAAUGGGACAAUGAUCCGGUUUUCUGGAGCUAUUUUGGCGGCGUUGAAGCUUUGAAACAAGUCGGCUCUGGAAAAGAAGACGAUGAUAACUAUUGGAAGCGUCUGACCGAGCAAAUCACUCUUUGGAAAGUUUCCGAUGCUAGUGGAACUAUGAAAGUUACAAUGGUUGCUCAAGGACUUGAUCUGAAACGAGAGCUUUUGGAUUCAAAUGAUGCAUUUAUUUUGGACGCGUUGAACGGUGGAGUUUUCGUUUGGAUCGGAAAGAAUUGCACGUUGGAAGAACGAUCAAAAGCCCUUAUUUGGGGCGAGAAUUAUUUAAGACAACAUCAUCUUCCUCGAUGGACCCAAGUCACCAGGGUUCUGGAAUCGGCCGAAUCAACUCAAUUCACUCAAUGGUUCCGUGAUUGGGUCGAUGAGAAGCAGAAGAAGUCGUUCGAGCCAUUGUUGUUCCAAGUGUCCGAUGAGAGCGGAAUGCUUCACGUUGAGGAGAUCGUCAAUUUCACCCAAGAAGAUUUAGACGGUGAUGACGUUAUGAUUCUCGACGCGUUGAAUUUGAUCUACGUUUGGGUUGGGGCCAAUGCGAAUACCAAUGAGAAGAAGGAAGCGUUGAAUACUGCAAAGAAAUAUCUUGAGAAGGGAAAACUCCCAAGACAUGCGAAAACUAGCAUUGAGACGAUUUAUCAGGGUCAAGAACCGCCAACUUUCAAAAAAUUCUUCCCGAAAUGGGAUGAUAAUCUAUUCAAAAAUGAAACUCGCUCUGUCGCCAAUAUGCGUCGUCUUCUAUUCAAUUAA
Messenger RNA from Caenorhabditis bovis, 1428 nucleotides. NCBI's taxonomy places the organism in Eukaryota, Metazoa, Nematoda, Chromadorea, Rhabditida, Rhabditidae. The record is from the annotation of a GenBank genome assembly.